AUGGAAGUGAAGCAGAAUAUGUCGCGAAUUUGGAAACAAAGAACGGCCGAAGCAAAAGCGCUUGCGGAGCCCCUGUCCUCCACAAUCGCACGACUUAAAACCUCCUUAACCGAGUCAAAUUCCCAAGGUCUGCUCUCAGGCUGUAGCGUGCUCUUUGCGGCAAGGCCCGACCAAACCGAACUUCUCAACCGAACGUGCUUCGGCCGCCCCAUUAUUACUGCAGAAAAGGAUAAGCAGUGGUUCCAACUGAGUCUAGAAGAAGCACUCUACUUGAGCUCCAUUUUGAAAUGCAUGAAGCUCGUUGGAGAAAAUAAAUCCACCAAAAGCGACGAAGAAUUAUGGUGUCACAUGAUGUCCAAGUAUUAUAAUUUCCCGGUUAUGUUCAAAGCAUAUUCCCAUCUCCGAAUGAAAAAUUGGGUGGUGAAAUCGGGGUCCUUGUAUGGGGUUGACUUUGUUGCCUACAGGCACCAUCCGUCCCUGGUUCAUGCUGAGUAUGCAGUUAUUGUUUUAUCGGAUGAGGGUGAAAGUAAAAACGGACGGUUAAAUUCUUGGUCCGAUUUUCACUGCACCCUUCGGCUGUGUGGUGGGGUCGUAAAGACUUUGCUGCUGCUGCAUGUGAGGAGAAUGAAUGGUGAUGGCAGGAUUUGUGUCUCAAGUUUGGAUGAUUAUAAUGUGGAGGAGAGAAUUGUGAGUAGGUGGAAUCCGGAGAAAAGCCGUGAGGGUCCAACGAGCACUAGAGAAGGAAGCUUGUGA
Molecule: messenger RNA, 753 nt
Organism: Striga hermonthica
Lineage: Eukaryota; Viridiplantae; Streptophyta; Magnoliopsida; Lamiales; Orobanchaceae
Source: the annotation of a GenBank genome assembly